GCAGCCCAGCCCUGGGGCUCAGGUGCUCUUUCUGCCGGCCUCCUUCCCUGAGCAGUGCUUUUCAGACUGCCCUCUGUCCAGUCUGGCUCAGCUUGGGUCACAGCCUCAAUCAAGGGAUGCCAGGUCUCGGAUUUUGAUGUCAGCGAUGGAAAACCUGGUCAAUGCUUCCUGGUUGCACCAGCAGGAGCUGGGAGAGCCCUGGAGGAAGCACCUGAACAGCACGGAGGACUAUCUGGCCUACCUGUGUGGCCCAAGGCGCAGCCACCUGUUUCUCCCCGUGACUGUGGUGUACGCUCUGAUUUUUGUGGUGGGGGUCAUAGGCAAUCUCCUAGUGUGCCUGGUGAUUCUUCGGGACCAGAUGAUGAAGACACCAACCAACUACUACCUGUUUAGCCUGGCCGUCUCGGACCUCCUGGUCCUGCUCCUGGGAAUGCCCCUGGAAGUCUACGAAAUGUGGCACAACUACCCCUUCCUCUUCGGGCCUGUGGGCUGCUACUUCAAGACUGCGCUCUUUGAGACCGUGUGCUUCGCCUCCAUCCUCAGCGUCACCACCGUCAGCGUGGAGCGCUACGUGGCCAUCCUCUACCCCUUCCGUGCCAAGCUGGAGAGCACGCGGCAGCGGGCCCUCUGCAUCCUGGCCGUAGUCUGGGGCUUCUCCAUCCUCUUCUCUCUGCCCAAUGCAAGCGUCCACGGCAUCAAGCUCCACUACUUCCCCAAUGGGUCCUUAGUCCCCGGCUCUGCCACCUGUACAGUCAUCAAGCCCAUGUGGAUCUACAACUCCAUCAUCCAGGUCACCGCCCUCGUCUUCUACCUCCUGCCCAUGACGCUCAUCAGUGUCCUCUACUACCUCAUGGGGCUCCAACUGAGGAAAGAUGAAUCCCUUGAGGCAGAUGAAGUGACUGCAAAUAUUCAGAGACCUUCCAGAAAAUCAGUAACAAAGAUGCUGUUCGUGUUGGUCUUAGUGUUCGGCAUUUGCUGGACGCCAUUCCACAUCGAUCGACUCUUCUUCAGCUUUGUGGAGGAGUGGACGGAGCCCCUGGCUGCUGUGUUUAACCUCAUCCACGUGAUAUCAGGUGUAUUCUUCUACCUGAGUUCUGCUGUCAACCCCAUUAUCUAUAACCUACUGUCUCGCCGCUUCCAGGCAGCGUUCCGGAACGUGAUCUCUCCUCCCUGCAAACGCUGCCACUCCCAGGAUCACCCACAAGGACCAGGAGCCCCACGGAACAUCUUCCUCACAGACUGCCACCUCGUGGAGCUGACUGAAGACGCAGGUCCCCAGGUCCAGGGACAGCCAUCCACCUGCAACUCUCCCCUGUCCACAGCCGUUUCCACAGGACAGGCGCCAUGAAAGAGCUCAUCCUCUUUGCAAGGACUAAUUCCUAACUGCCUCCCAGCCACUCACUAGCUCAGGAGGACAACACGCCUGGCCAAGGCAGUGCCCAUAUGGUGAGCAGGUUCCACUCAAAGAAGAUCUGACCUGAGUCAUCUAUCCUGAGUGGAGUUGUCAUCUCUGACAACCAAUGGCCACUGUGAGCCACAGCAGGGGCGCUGCUCUGCUCUUUAUAAUCUGAGAAGUCCAUAUCAGUGUCCCAGUGCAGCCAUCCAUCUAACCUGCUGUGCCCCACAGUAUAACACGAUUGCUGAGUGCAUCCUUAAGCCUUUUACCCUACCUGCUCCCUUGAUAGCCUGUGAAUUAUUACCACCACUCGAGUCCCCAUUGUCAUUAGCAGUCAUUUCUCAUCAGGAGCCAGAUCAGAUACAAAUUCAGCCUAGAGUAGAACAGGAAGAAAAGAAGCUGAGAUGGUGGGUGGAAAGAGAUUCAAACUACACCAAACAAAACCCAGCCCUUCUCAUGACGAGAUCCUGAUGUAGUUUCCAGCAUCUUAUUUCAUAUACAGACAGAAGCGUGGUCUAUUAUGUUGGAACAAAGACAAAUGAACUGGCAACCACACAUCUGAAACCACUGACUUCACCUGUUCGGUCAUUCAUCACCUGUGGAAUGUUCCUCAUGUAUAUAAUCCGAGCAAAAUCUACUUCUCAGAGUCAGCUGCCUUCACACCAUCACAAGUAACUUACUUGCAUUCCAUUCAGCUAGGACUGGCUGCUCCUCUCUGAAAACACAGGCCCUGCUGUUCCCCACCUGUGUACCUCACACACAGAAUGCUUUUGUUCACCCCUAGUCUCCAUCUGUUUGUAUCCAACCAAUCUGCAGUGUCUCCGUACGGUAGGGUCAUUCCUGAUUUAUUCCAAGAAAUAUCUCGAAUUUUUCUUUUUCUCAAGCAUUUCCUCCCCUCUGCUUUGUAUUUUAGUGAUUCAUAUGCUCGCUUUUCCAAACUGUAAUUUUUUUUUUUUUGCAAAGGCAGGAAGGAGCUUGUGGUUUAUUGAUUUGUUUGUUUAUUUGGUGGCACUAUAUCUGUCACAAAACUGAGCAGGCCUCACAUUCCAAUGUAUUUUAACCGAACAACAGUUCUGAACAGAACCACGUUAAAAGUCAAAAGACUGGGUUGGGUAUGGUGGCACAUGCUUGUAAUGUCAGCACUCAAGAGGCUGAGGCAGGAGGAUCAUUGCAAGUUCGAGACCAGCCUGGAUUCAAAACGAACUCUAGUCCAGCCUGAAUUGUAUAACAAAACCCUGUCUCGAAAAGACAAAAAAAAGUCAAAAGACUAAGAUUAUGUCUCUGUUAGAGAUGUAUGACCAACAGUACGUCAUUUAGUUGUGUGAUUAUAAUUGCAUGCCUACUCUUUCUGUGAAGCAUGGAGCUACCUGACACUGAAACUUGCAAGUUCUAGCCUUUAAUUUCUAAAUUUCUAAAUUUUCCAUGAGUUGAAUGAAUGAAACAUUGAUAAAUAAUGUUAUUGGUAUCUUCCAUCCUCAUUUACUAACAUAUUAAUCAUAAUCAAAGUACAUCAACGUUAAAAACAAAACCUCUUUGUUGAUUACAAGCCAACUGGAACAAAACAGCAUUCUCCAGUGAUGCGUUGCAUCAGGGAACAUAAUUCUCUAGUCAUUUCAAAAUUAAGUUGAAAAGCUCUCAGUUUUCCAUAUUUGCUAUGAUGGUGGCAAUAGGUUCAUCAUAAAAGGCUUCCGUGAGACUGAGAUAAGGUCUUGCCAUGCCUAUUCUCUGCAGCACUUUUAUUUGGAAAGGAAGCUGGGGCUUUCAA
This is a messenger RNA of Cavia porcellus (domestic guinea pig), 3161 nucleotides long. It is a transcript of the gene Nmur2, whose product is annotated as neuromedin U receptor 2. Gene Ontology annotation, cellular component: plasma membrane. Lineage: Eukaryota; Metazoa; Chordata; Mammalia; Rodentia; Caviidae. Gene Ontology annotation, biological process: neuropeptide signaling pathway. Gene Ontology annotation, molecular function: neuromedin U receptor activity. The record is from RefSeq and is a predicted model, not a curated record. The transcript is spliced from 4 exons. The coding region runs from base 137 to 1348 and encodes 403 amino acids.